CUAAAGCAACGAUGUCGCAAUCAAAACAAGAAAACCGAGAAGAAAUCGACCAAAUAAAUACCCGAAUAAUCAUAUCGAUUUCGUACAUCGUGGUAUUUUUAGUGAUCGGCGUACCUUUAUGGUGGUGCACGACGAGAGUUUAUAGAGCAUCAUUACCUCUAUCCGACAUGCAAAACUUGGAAUCGAAUCAUUACCAAACGAAAUCGUUGGGAAUGCCUUUGAGUCUGGAAUACGAUGUGUUGUUGUCCCUGGUUCAUUCCGAUCCAUUGGGUUCUGAUGUUGCAAAGACAGUGGAAGAAAUCGAAGAAAAUUUGUACGCGAUCCUGCGGAAUUUCUCAGACGUUUUCGAUGUUGUGUUCAAGUCUCAAUGUGUUCAUGUACCCGAUUUGAAAAUACCGUUGGCACAAAUGUCGGAGCAAUAUGCUUUGAGUGAAAAUCAGUUGCCUCAUAUAAUUACACCGCUAGAAUCGCAAUUGAGGACUCAUUUAUCCAACAGGACGACCAUAAAUGUCGUUAUCUACUUCCAAAAUUGCGAUAAACCACCGAUUUACUUGUAUUAUGAUAACAACACGCGAGUACCCAGUAACGCAUUCUCGAGUCCUUCGUGGGGCGGUAUCCACAUACUCAAUCCAGACUCAAAAUCCUGUCGAUACCCUGCAUUCGAAUUAAAUCACAUUAUAUCCGCAAUUGUCACAGAAAUACAACACCUCUUCGACAUUAAAGACAUUCAAAAUCUGCACGAAUUCAAGCACCGAAAAGCCCAAGAAAUGUUGGCAUCAACGCGUAGAACUUUAAAAUCUCUGGCGAAACUCCUAUCAGAAAUAGCCAACAUCGUCAUCAGCGAGGACGUGGGACGCAAAAUCAGGAGAUCCUUAAAAGCGCUCGAAGAUGGAGAAACUUUCUCGAAGGAAGGAAGAGUAGACGAAGCUUUGAAAGCUGCCAAAGUGGCUUACGAAAAUUCGGAAAGCGCUUUCGGCGAUCCUUCAUUACUGGCCAUGCAGUAUUUUCCGGAAGAGGAUAAAAAGUCGGUCUACAUGCCGUUAUUUUUGCCGCUGGUCUUCGUCCUUACCGCUUCUUUGUCAAAUUUGAAGGUGUUGCUAAAAGAGCGGAGUAGAUUGUUGCAACAUUAAGUUGUAACAUUCACCCUGUAGUUAUCGCAGCAGAAACUCCCAACCAGCUGGCAAUGAGGGAUUAGCGGUUUACGCAGUAGCUUUUCUAUAUCAAUGAAAGAAAUCAAAAGUGCACGGGUAUAUAUUUUACGGCCCAAAGGGAAACAACAACCCGAAGUCGUAUGGGGAACAUGUCGGAUUAAGGGAUUUAGCGGUUAACAGGGCGUGCCCUAUUUUACGUAUUAUUUUUCCCGCACAUUAAUCCGUCUAUUCUCCGUGGAACUAAAAGGGGAUAUCAUUAGGAUUUUUUUGCAAUUUUUGUGAGUAAAAUCCGUACGAGUGCUAGCUUAAAAAAACUGUUAUAUAGUAGAACACUAAACAUUUAUAGCUACUAAGUGGCGAGCACUAAUUGACCGUUUUCUUCUACAAUCCUUAUUUAUGUAGCCUCUUAAGUUUUUUUCAUUAAACUCCAUUGCGAUCGACUUUUUUCCUUUGUUUAGUCAUUUAUCGAAUUUACGAUUGCCGUUAUUGCCUAUAAUUUUCCCGGGCAAUUUUUAUUCUCGC
Molecule: messenger RNA, 1673 nt
Organism: Phyllotreta striolata
Lineage: Eukaryota; Metazoa; Arthropoda; Insecta; Coleoptera; Chrysomelidae
Source: the annotation of a GenBank genome assembly